CGUUUGGUGUCACCUCGCCGUCGCACCACCUCUCAGUGGUCCCGGAAGCACGACCCAAUGGCGUUUACGAAACGGGGGGGCAUGCCUGCCAGCUGACGGCAGCAAAAGCAGCACAAAUCCAUGCAGCAGCACAACCGAGGCCUCACUUGCAGACGCUGAUGCACCAUCACGACAGCCAGCGCGCGCUGCCAAGGCAGCCUCCCCCGUCCCUCGCCCGACGGCGCGGGGAGCAUGUGGGCUCCGCCACGCCCAUCUGCCAGGUCUCGGGAGACGCCGGGGGCGGUGCGCGGGGGAGCACGAGAGUUUUGGGGGUAGCUAGCGGUCCAUGUGCGGCCGCGUGAUCCUGCCAUGAUGAAGGGAGACAGGGCGAACCAGGCGGGCUGCGGGCUUUCAAGGCCUCGACAGAGAUCGGCCGUUGCCUAAAAGUGACGGGCGAGGCGACGUGCACAACUGGCAGGUCGAUGCUACUUAAGUGUCUUAACCCCAGGUUGCCCUGUUUUCCAUGUCGUGCAUUUCAUGACCUGUUUAUGGGUUUUGAUCCAACGCUGCGCACGAUUCUUGCGAACCGACAAAACAGGCCCGCCUAUCAGACGACAGGAACUACCACCGGCGCAAUGGCGGGCUGGGCACAACAACCGGCCGUCAGAUACGACACCCGGCCCUGGGAUAGCGGCCAGCAGCUGCAAAACCGACACCGCCGAGACUCGGGCGCCGUGGUCCACCACCAUGUCCCUGACCACCCCCAACGCAGCAGGAACCACAGCGCCCAUCGCCCGCACCACCAUCACCACAACCACCAGCACAGGCACAAUCAUCAUGGCGGCCGGCACCAAGACUCCAGCAGCUCCCAAAACGCCCUCGUCGCCGCCACAGGCGACUACGUGGCCCGCCGCCUCGUCCCCCAGCUGCAGAGCGGCGCCCCGUCGCGCCCCGUGUCUCUCUUCAUGAACUACGGCACCAUGGUCGUGCCCAGCACCGACAUCCUCUCCCCACAGGACAGCACCAGCAACACCACCGCCGCCAACGCCGUCCUCUUCAACGCCCCCGGCUCGACCAUGAUCCUGACGCCGCCACCCCCGCCCCGGCCCCGCCGUCCCAGGAGCGACGGGGCCGUCUACAGCGCGCACGUGGCUGGCGUCCCCGUCAGCAGCACCGGUGGUAGCAGCAGCACCGUCUACCGCUGCCCCACGGGCAACUACGUCGUGGCAGGGGCCGGCAGGGGCCGCCUCCACCGCGCCGGCAGCGCCGUGCUGGCCAGCUGCCCCGGCUGCGGGCUGCUGCGCACCACGUCGGGCGGCUACUGCCGCGACUGUGACAUGGGCGCCAGCCUGGCCCGCGACGGCGCCGUAGCCCUGGCGCGGAGGUAUCUCGUCGGGGCCAAGGGGCGGUUUUUGGGCAACUGAGCCCUUUGUGCUCGGCCCGGCUGUUGUCCUGUCGUUUCCAUUGUCAUGCUUAAUGUUACCCAUAACCUUAUACGUUGGCUCCUAAAGGAGCGAUUGCGGUUUUUUUUUUGGGUUUAAUCCUACGAACAAUCUUGUUGGCUAGCCCUUUCUUGUAAUAUCUAGCGACUUGCCGAAUUCCUCUGCUCUUGCCUUCCAUCUUUCUAACGACCUCCUUCAUUCCCAAUUUAAUUUGUGGAUUGUAUUUUCCCACACAAAUUCCGUUUAGAAGGACGUGCCCGUUCAUUCAAACAUCUCCAUCAUCCAGUCCGCCCGCCGAUUGCCGUACCGACACCGGAGAAUAUCCGCCGCCGUGCGACCGUCGUGGUCCCGGAUGUGUAUCCCAAUGCCUUGCUGGCAGAGUACCAUGGACGCGUGCUUGAGAAACAUUAGGUUCAAGUUGUAGUGGAGGAGCAGGUGCAGCGCUGUCCUUCCACCAGCGUCGACAGCGUUAAUGUCCUUGACGGCCCUUGCCAACAUCCAUACGCAGUCGACGGCAUCUGCCCGCCUCGCCCUUGUCGGAGGAUCGUCGUUUUUGCCCAUGUAAUACCCGAGCCUCCUAACCAUCUUCAGCAACGGCGUCUCUCCCCGCUCACACCGCGCGUCCGGAUCGGCGCCUGAAGCGAGGAGGGUAGCGAUCAAUUCAGGGCGAGCGCCAUCAAGCUUGCUGGCGGCGAAGUGCACUGCGUAUCGAUUAUCCGCCACGACGAUGACGAGUUAUUGUUCAGGAGGGGGCGGACCAACGACAUGUACCCUGAUGGAUUGUGGAUGCAUUGACGUGAACUUACAGACGUUGCUCCGACGCGCAUGGUAAAAGCCUAGCCAGUUCACGGGAUCAGAAUCGAAAAUGUCUCCGAGACUGGUCAAGCGGAUGU
This is a messenger RNA of Gaeumannomyces tritici R3-111a-1, 2314 nucleotides long. RefSeq lists its product as hypothetical. Lineage: Eukaryota; Fungi; Ascomycota; Sordariomycetes; Magnaporthales; Magnaporthaceae. The record is from RefSeq and is a predicted model, not a curated record. The transcript has a single exon. Bases 462 to 1403 code for a protein of 313 amino acids.